This is a messenger RNA of Penicillium maclennaniae, 225 nucleotides long. RefSeq names its product GAG-pre-integrase domain-containing protein. The record is from RefSeq and is a predicted model, not a curated record. NCBI's taxonomy places the organism in Eukaryota, Fungi, Ascomycota, Eurotiomycetes, Eurotiales, Aspergillaceae. The transcript has 2 exons. Bases 1 to 225 code for a protein of 74 amino acids.
AUGGCAUCUCCGAGAUUAAAAACCGCUAGCUCGUCGAACCACUUGUUACGGUACUCACCGAGCACCAGUUACCGCGAUAUCUAUGGGGAGAACUCAUUCAGGGCGUUAACUACACCCUUAACCGUCUCUGAGAUAACUCCGUACGAGGCAUUGCAUGGACGUCAACCCAACGUUUCCAACCUUCGUGCCUUAGGCUAUCAAGCCUGGUAUCUCAUUCCCUCGUAG